UCAGUCAGAGUUCGAACGUAAAGGUAGACGGUUGUGCGCGAAUAUAUAUGUACAUACAUAUGUAUGUAUAUAUGGACGAUAAUUACAAAUAUCAUGCGUUUGAAUAUUCUUUAGUGCUUUGUAAAAAUAUAAACAUUAAAAUAAGUUUUUUAUACAAGAAAAUACAAGUGUUGUAGUUAUUAAACAAAAAUUAUGGCUAGCAGUAUGGAAGAAGUGAAUAUGGACUUGAACGGCAAGAAUAUUGUUUAUAUAGGUGGUUUUGGUGGCAUAGGUUUGGAAACAUGUAAAGAAUUGGUGCAAAAAGGCGUUGCGAAUCUAAUGAUACUACACAAGACCUGGAAUGAAUCAGCGUUCAAAGAACUCAGCUCAGUCGAUUCGUGUUGUGUGUGCAAGUUUACGGAGUUUGACAUCACAUGCGGUUUGGAAAAGACGCGUCUACUAUUCAAACAAAUAGCGGAGAAAAUCGGAAGCAUCGAUGUGCUAAUUAAUGGCGCGGGCAUAUGUACUGAAAAAGAUUUCGAUAAUUUAAUCGCUGUCAAUUUUACGGGCACUGUUAAUGCCACUCUCGUUGCCUACGAUCUAAUGGACAAGAGCAGAGACGGUAAAGGAGGUGUAGUUGUGAAUAUCUCGUCGGUAGCGGCACUAACACCCUUCCCCGUUUUACCAAUAUAUAGCGCGACAAAGGGAGGGAUUUUGAACUUUACACGAGCAUUAGCGCAAUUAGAACCCAAGUCCGGCAUAACUUUAUAUAGUAUUUGUCCCGGCAUUACGGACACCAAACAUUGGGACGAUGUGCACCAUUUCCAAGGCAGAGAUUUAUGUUUUAAAGAGAAAAUGCGCGUUCGUCCGUUUCCAAUACAAACAGCUAACCAAUGUGCAAAGAACAUAGUCAAAGCUAUAGAAGCGCAUAAAAAUGGGGCUACGUGGAUGAGUGAUGUGGGGCAGCUUAAAUUGGUGGAAGUAAAAAAUUUUUGGACACCACCACUUCACAAAGAAGACCAGGAAACAGAGCAAAGUUAGAAAAAUGCAAAGAAGCGUCUGUAAAAUCAAGAAAGCGAAAGCUGCAAGACUCGGCGCGCGGAAUGUGAUACGUACAGCUGAUAUUGCAAUUUAGAAGCACGACCCUUCAGAGGAAAGUAAGGGACGCAGAGCUUUACAAAUCAUAGACUGAAGAUUUAUAUGUACAUAUUGAUAUAGUACAUACAUUUGUACGUAAGGAAUACCUUAAUUCUAGACUAUAAGAAUGUAAUAAAAAGUUUUACACAUAUCGUA
Messenger RNA from Bactrocera neohumeralis, 1272 nucleotides. RefSeq names its product alcohol dehydrogenase-like. The record is from RefSeq and is a predicted model, not a curated record. Lineage: Eukaryota; Metazoa; Arthropoda; Insecta; Diptera; Tephritidae. Gene Ontology annotation, cellular component: cytoplasm. Gene Ontology annotation, biological process: alcohol metabolic process. The transcript is spliced from 4 exons. Gene Ontology annotation, molecular function: alcohol dehydrogenase (NAD+) activity. The coding region runs from base 193 to 1020 and encodes 275 amino acids.